CUGCCCACGAUCUGUUCGAUAUAAAACAAAGUAUUUGUAAUUGUGAUUGGUUACGUCAAUGAUUUUUCUUUUGACUUUAAUAUAAUGCAAAAUUAUAUUACUGUCGGUAUGGUUAUUAUUCAGUAGCUUCUGUUCUUUCAAGAUUAAAAGUGAUGUCCAGGCAAAAGCUCUAAUUUCUGCAAAAACAAAUCUGAGGUUGGGGCUAAGAGUCUACUGAAGAGAAACCAUGGAUGAAUAUUUUCAAGAAAAAGGGUCAAAGGAACCUUUAUUAGAACCCAAAGAACCAGUGGUGGCUGUAGAGCAUAUAAACUCUGAGCUUGAAGACAUAUUGUCUGACACAAGCUUGUCCAAUUUCCAGAUGCUUGAGCGAGCCUCUGUUAUAGAAUUGAAAAAUCUAUUCCGGCUAGCAGCCCCAUCAGUUAUUGUUUAUUUGCUCAACAAUAUCACUUCAAUGUCUACCCAACUAUUCUGUGGUCAUCUCGGUAAUCUUGAACUCGCUGCUGCUUCCCUUGGCAAUGAAGGUAUUCAACUCUUGGCCUAUGGCGUCAUGUUAGGGAUGGGGAGUGCAGUGGAGACACUAUGUGGGCAGGCAUAUGGAGCUCACAAGUAUGGAAGUCUUGGAAUAUAUCUUCAAAGAUCAACUAUCCUCUUGAUGUUAUCCGGAAUACCGAUAAUGGUGGCUUACUUAUUCUCAAAGCCAAUUUUAAUUUUUUUAGGAGAAUCAGAGAAAGUUGCAUCAGCAGCUGCACUAUUUGUUUAUGGUUUAAUUCCUCAAAUAUUUGCUUAUGCUGCCAAUUUUCCUAUCCAAAAGUUCUUGCAAGCCCAAAGUAUUGUAAAUCCCAGCGCAUAUAUAGCAGCAGCGACAUUAGUCCUCCAUCUUUUCCUAACAUGGAUUGUGCUUUAUGUAUUUGAGUGGGGAUUGUUUGGAGGAGCCUUGGUUCUAAGUAUUUCGUGGUGGAUAGUAGUCAUUGCACAAUUUAUGUACAUAUUGUGGAGUGAUACAUGCAAGAAAACAUGGAGUGGAUUUAGUCUGCAAGCGUUUUCUGGGCUGUGGGAUUUCUUUAAGUUGUCAGCUGCUUCAUCUGUGAUGUUGUGUUUGGAGGCGUGGUACUUUCAGAUUUUGGUUUUAGUUGCUGGUUUGCUACCAAAUCCUGAAGUGGCAUUGGAUUCUCUAGCUGUUUGUAACACAAUUCUUGGAUGUGUGUUCAUGUUAUCUGUUGGUUUCAACGCUGCUGCAAGUGUAAGGGUGAGCAAUGAAUUGGGAGCUGGACAUCCAAAAUCAGCUGCAUUUUCAGUUGUGGUGGUAACAUUAAGCUCGUUCGUGAUUGCUGUAGUCAUUGCCAUAGUAGUGAUGUUGCUUCGCGAUGUGAUGAGUUAUGCAUUCACAGGCGGGGAAACCAUUGCUAAAGCAUCCUCAGAACUUGCACCACUCUUGGCUGCCUCAGUAGUUCUCAAUGGUAUUCAACCUGUUUUAUCUGGGGUGGCCGUUGGGUGUGGAUGGCAAGGUUUUGUAGCUUACGUUAACGUCGGAUGUUACUACGUUGUUGGCAUUCCAUUGGGUGUUCUUCUUGGUUUCAAAUUCAAACUCGGAGCUAAGGGAUUAUGGCUGGGCAUGUUUGGAGGAACAGCCAUACAAACUCUAAUCUUACUAUGGGCCACUUUUCGAACCAAUUGGGACGACGAGGUGGAGAAAACGAAAAAUCGAUUAAAUAAGUGGCGAGAUAGCAGUAAAACCCCAUUGUUGAACGAAUCAUGAGAACGACCAUUUUUGCAUUAGAAUGCAAGCAUGUCCGAUUGGUUAACAUCAGUCCAUUCUCUAACCUAUUGUUGUGUGAGACCCAGAGCUUUUAUGAUGGCUUAAGAUUUCAUACCCUCACAAACUCCGAUCAGAUACUUGAGACUUAGUGUGGUGUUAGCUAUCUUAGUGUUUCCAAAAGACCAUGUACACAGAUUCGGUCUAGCGGAGCAUAUCUAGAAAAGCAGUCAAACUAAUAUUAAGGGGAUCGUGAGAAGAGGAAGAUCAUUGAUGUAAUCUCAUUUAUUUGUGUUCACUGGUGCACUUAUGAGUUAUGAUUGUGAAUACAAGAAACAAUGAUAUAUGAGAUUUUAAGAUUAUAUCAAAUGUGAUUCAUAUGA
Messenger RNA from Nicotiana tabacum (common tobacco), 2136 nucleotides. RefSeq names its product protein DETOXIFICATION 40. Gene Ontology annotation, cellular component: membrane. The record is from RefSeq and is a predicted model, not a curated record. Gene Ontology annotation, molecular function: xenobiotic transmembrane transporter activity; antiporter activity. Gene Ontology annotation, biological process: xenobiotic detoxification by transmembrane export across the plasma membrane. Lineage: Eukaryota; Viridiplantae; Streptophyta; Magnoliopsida; Solanales; Solanaceae.